Molecule: messenger RNA, 711 nt
Organism: Topomyia yanbarensis
Lineage: Eukaryota; Metazoa; Arthropoda; Insecta; Diptera; Culicidae
Product: cuticle protein AMP1A-like
Exons: 2
Coding region: 151-570 (139 amino acids)
Cellular component (GO): chitin-based extracellular matrix
Molecular function (GO): structural constituent of chitin-based larval cuticle
Source: RefSeq, a predicted model, not a curated record
UCAUCUAGCACACCGUCCGUCGAAGAUUCCACCGUUUGGCAAAACGUUUAAAACCGCCUGUGGUCUCUGAAAACCAUAUCAGUCGUUUCUAGUCAUCGAGGUUUUUUGAACAUUUCUUGUCGUUUAGCCAACAAGCAAACAUCGUCGAAAAUGUACAAACAAAUGCUCAUCGCACUGCUGGUGGCGGCAACCACAGUCUCAGCAGCUCCUACGCCUACUGCAGAUGCCGACGCAUCCGUGCUCAAUCAAGAACUGAUUAUCAAUGGAGAUGGCAGCUACGCGUUCAGCUACGAAACUAGCAACGGAAUCCAGGGCAACCAGCGAAGUAGUGACGGCAUUAAUGCAGUAGGUGAAUACUCCUACACCGAUUCGGACGGGGUAGAAUACCGGGUGAGUUAUGUAGCCGAUGAGCAUGGUUUCCAGCCGAAGGGUGAUCACCUGCCAGUGGAACCACCGGCACCGGAAUACGUGAUCAAGAUGCUGGAAGAUCUGCGCGCCACCAACGAUAAGGAGUUCGAUUUGGACGCCCUGGAUGCGGCCAUUGCGAGGCUCAAAGCUACGCAUGUUUGAGUACCCGCGCGGUACGAUGAGCGUUGAUAGGUUCUAAGUUUAUAGAAUGUUGUACAUAUUUCACAAAGGGCUAAGUUGGUUAGUGCAAUUAAACAUACAAGAAUUAAAUUUUUCCCAUACUUGAUCACGAAGAAAGCCCCG